AUGACAGUAGCAGCGUCACCGCUCACCCAGCAAGGGCCAGGGACGAUGCAGACCCCCGUGAAAAAACAGUGGGCUCAGCCAUCGCACCCGUCAGCAAUUCGAGUAGUCUCAUCGGGGCUGCUCACUUCCGGUACAGACGAAAAAGCCGCCUCCUUUUGUCUCACGGCCGUCGCAGACCGUGAUAUCCCUGCGAACACGCUGAUUGUCAAGAACACGUCGACCACCCUGGCAGCUAUCAAGGCCUAUUCAACCGUCCAGGUAUCAAAAAACCAGCACAUCGAGCUGAACUCAGACCUGUUAUACUGCAACCACUCGUGCGACCCGAACGUGCGAUUUGUUACAUCGACACUCGCCAUGGACUCGCACAACGGCCAACCUGAUGCGCCGGUCUCUGGAGCGCUAGAGGUAUGGAGUGUAAGGGAUAUUCCUGCCGGAGAAGAGUUGCGGUUCUUUUACCCCAGCACUGAAUGGGAGAUGUCACAGCCAUUCCGAUGUUCGUGUGGUGCGAAGCAGUGUUUGGAAUGGGUUGACGGCGCAAAGAACAUGUCCACGGCUGUGCUGAGGAAGUACUGGCUGAGCGACCACAUUAGAGCGCUCCUCGAAGAGAGAGCCGAUUAG
This is a messenger RNA of Arthroderma uncinatum, 618 nucleotides long. RefSeq lists its product as uncharacterized. Gene Ontology annotation, molecular function: protein binding. The record is from RefSeq and is a predicted model, not a curated record. The coding region runs from base 1 to 618 and encodes 205 amino acids. The transcript has a single exon. NCBI's taxonomy places the organism in Eukaryota, Fungi, Ascomycota, Eurotiomycetes, Onygenales, Arthrodermataceae.